CCCUGUGUCCCUGCACCCAUGGUCUCCUGACCUGCUUUCAGCAUUUCACAUCACUGUCCGAAGAUCAAAACUGAACCCCAAAAUCCCUUCAGUCCAAAUGCAUUUUUGCCAUCGUUUCGCGAGAAAGUCACGAGUUGUGACACUGUGUUCACAUGACUCCAUCUUCUAGCCAAUUGGAUGCCACCUUUCAAUCUGAGUUAACCAAGAGGAUAGGGCAACAAUAAUUUUCCGUUUGCCAGUCGUUCCGUUUUUAUUAAUCUUUUUGCAAACAUCGAAAGUGGUGGCCAUCUGUUUCCAGUAGCACCAAAGUUUUUUAGGUGACUGUGUGGUGACCACUGGCCCCUAUUCCUUAACUGCUCCUGUGAGUUCCUAACUAAUUCACCCAGUCCUAAAUCCUCACCAUGGAGUCCAACAAAGUGCAAUCUGAAGGAGGACUCAAUGUCACUCUGACUAUCAGACUCCUCAUGCAUGGCAAGGAGGUUGGCAGCAUUAUAGGCAAGAAAGGGGAAACUGUGAAGAAGAUGCGUGAGGAUAGUAAUGCACGCAUAAAUAUUUCAGAGGGGAAUUGCCCAGAGAGGAUAGUUACCAUCACAGGACCCACAGAUGCCAUAUUCAAGGCCUUCGCCAUGAUCGCAUACAAGUUUGAAGAAGAUAUUGUUAACUCUAUGAGCAAUAGCCAGGCUACUAGUAAGCCUCCAGUGACUUUGCGUUUGGUGGUGCCGGCCAGUCAAUGUGGCUCUCUAAUUGGGAAAGGAGGCUCCAAGAUCAAGGAGAUGAGGGAGUCUACAGGGGCUCAAGUGCAAGUGGCUGGAGACAUGUUGCCCAAUUCUACUGAGCGAGCGGUCACUAUCUCAGGUGCUCCAGAGGCUAUUAUCCAAUGUGUGAAGCAGAUCUGUGUGGUCAUGUUGGAGUCCCCACCCAAAGGUGCCACAAUUCCAUAUAGGCCGAAGCCUGCCACUGCACAAGUCAUUUUUUCUGGGGGCCAGCUAAGAGCAGAUACUCUGACAGCACCAGCCACAGCCAACCUCAGCUUGUUACUGCAGCAUCAGCCUCUGCCUACCUACACCAUUCAGGGACAAUAUGCCAUCCCACACCCAGACUUGACAAAGCUCCAUCAGCUGGCUAUGCAGCAAACCCCCUUUACCUCCCUCGGACAGACCACCCCCGCUUUCCCUGGUGUGGAUGCCAGUUCACAGGCCAGUACUCAUGAACUCACCAUUCCAAAUGAUCUAAUAGGCUGCAUAAUCGGACGUCAGGGCACAAAAAAUAAUGAAAUCCGUCAAAUGUCUGGGGCUCAGAUCAAAAUUGCUAAUGCCAUGGAGGGGUCAUCAGACCGUCAGAUCACCAUUACUGGAACACCUGCCAACAUCAGCCUGGCACAGUACCUCAUAAAUGCCAGGUUCAGAGAUGUGGCAGCCAUGUGGACUGACCCUUCAACCAUAACAACCUCCUGAAAUCAUAUUAUGCUCUGUUUAUCCAAGACGUUCUGGUCUUGAACUGUUUUUGGGCCUCAUCAGUGUUCUUAAAACCUGGGAAUUGAUAUAGUCAGACAUUUGUGUCUCAGGAUUGUUGAACUACAAUUAGUGUAAUUAAGCCAGUUCAAUUGACUCAUUCCAUAAAAUAACAAAAAAAAAAA
Messenger RNA from Sinocyclocheilus anshuiensis, 1636 nucleotides. RefSeq names its product poly(rC)-binding protein 3-like. The record is from RefSeq and is a predicted model, not a curated record. The transcript has 13 exons. Gene Ontology annotation, molecular function: RNA binding. The coding region runs from base 402 to 1454 and encodes 350 amino acids. Lineage: Eukaryota; Metazoa; Chordata; Actinopteri; Cypriniformes; Cyprinidae.